AUGGCAAGGAACAUACUGGACGAGAUCGCAUCUGAAUCCGACCCGUCGCAGGACGAAGAGGGUUCGCUGCUCGCCGUGGACGGCGAUGCGUUCCGGCUGGACCAAGCAGCGCCGGCGGAGCCCGCGGCGCGGGAGUUGUUUCUCCGCGACGACAGUGAGAGCCCACUGCGACGGCCGCACGGAGGGUCCGGCAGCUCGGAAGGCGGCAGCUCAGACGCGGAGGGCGAGGCGCCAGAGACGCAGAGGCGGCCUGAGGGUCGCAAACGCGUCAAGUUCAGCGCGGCCGAGCGGGGCGUGGCAGACUUCAACCCGUGGGAUAUCCGGCGAGCGGUGCGGCGGGCCUUCCGCGACAAGCUGCCCGAGAACUACAGCAUAAAAACAUGGCGGCGGCCGCCCCGCGCGCUGCUGCGCUCGCUCGCGGACUUGCUCAGUGCCAAUGCAGACAACGCUGUCGAGGGCGCACUGUCCGCGUACCACCGCGAGCUGACGCGGACCCUGGGCCCCAACGAGCUGGCCGCCUUCCGUCACGACCGCGAACAGCUCAUCCGCAGCAUUCUUCACAAGCUGCGAACGCGCCUCAAGCGGACCCACUUUCCUGCGCGCGUCUCGGAGCACGUGCUAGACAUCGAGGAUAUCUACGCCCGCAGGACCUUCAUACAGCAGCGCCACAUCGCGGAGCUGAAUGCUGCAGAGGACCUCGAGAGACAGCUGCUUGCAGAGCAGCAGGCCCUGGCGGCUCGCACAGCAGAGCGCUCCGAUGCCUCUGCAAAGGUGCUUCUUGACCGCCUAACGGCGAACUUGCAUCCCGCGCUGAACAAGGCUGUGUCCAACGCUUAUGGCCUCAUCAAAGAUGCCGAAAACACACGCGAGACAUACUUAGCAGACUGCGAUGACCUCAAUCUCCAUCUCAGCGACACCGAGUGA
Eremothecium gossypii ATCC 10895 is the source of this 924-nucleotide messenger RNA. RefSeq names its product Okp1p (gene OKP1). Bases 1 to 924 code for a protein of 307 amino acids. The transcript has a single exon. NCBI's taxonomy places the organism in Eukaryota, Fungi, Ascomycota, Saccharomycetes, Saccharomycetales, Saccharomycetaceae. The record is from RefSeq and is marked provisional.